Molecule: messenger RNA, 4196 nt
Organism: Oxyura jamaicensis (ruddy duck)
Lineage: Eukaryota; Metazoa; Chordata; Aves; Anseriformes; Anatidae
Gene: PRR16
Product: proline rich 16
Exons: 4
Coding region: 158-1063 (301 amino acids)
Biological process (GO): positive regulation of cell size; positive regulation of translation
Source: RefSeq, a predicted model, not a curated record
GCGCUGUGCAGCUGCCAUCGGCCGUGGUGGCGGCGGCGGCGGUGGCAGCGGCUGCGACAGCUCCGGGAGCCGGAGGGACGGCGCCGGGCGGCCGGUGGCCGCCUUGCUCGCCUGACCUGCGUGCCCCCCCAGUGUCCGCGCCGGGCUGCCCCGAAGGAUGUCCGCCCAGUCCAAGGGGACCGCAUCCUCGUCCUCGUCGCCGUCCGAGGGGCCGCCGGCUGCCUCCAAAGCCAAGGUGAAGGAGCAGAUCAAGAUCAUCGUGGAGGAUUUGGAAUUAGUGCUGGGGGACCUGAAAGACGUGGCCAAGGAACUUAAGGAGGUGGUUGACCAGAUCGACACACUGACAUCUGACCUACAGCUGGAGGAUGAGAUGACGGACAGUUCCAAAACAGACACGCUUAACAGCAGCUCCAGCAGCACAACAGCUUCCAGCUUGGAGAAGGUCAAGGUGCGGGGCAGUGCUCCACUCAUCAAGCCCCCUGCUCACCCCUGCGCUAUCCUCACCGUGCUGCGGAAGCCAAAUCCUCCCCCACCUCCACCACGACUGACGCCUGUCAAGUGUGACGAGCCUCCGAGGCUGCCUCCUUUGGCCAACCCUGUCAAGACUAAUGGUACCCUGCUGAGAAAUGGGCCCAACCGCAUCCCAAAUGGAGAUAUGUGCUGUAUACCAAACAGUAAUUUGGACAAAGUUGCGAUGCAGCCUCUAAUGCAUAGACCCGAGAAAGAGCGGUGUCCUCAGCCAGGAGCAAGGGAACGGGUACGAUUUAAUGAAAAAGUGCAGUACCACGGUUAUUGCCCAGACUGUGAUGUUCGGUAUAACAUUAAAAACAGGGAAGUGCACUUGCACAGUGAACCUGCCCAUCUUGUGGGAAAGCUGCCGCAUCAGUGCCCUCCUCUGCCGCCUCCACCGCCUCCACUGCCUCCAUUUCCCCUAGAAAAUGGAGGGUUGGGGAUAAGUUCCAGUAACAGCUUUCCUCCUCCGAGACCCGCGACUGUGCCUCCACAAACUGCACCAAAACCCCAGAAGACCAUCUUGAGAAAAUCAACCACUACAACAGUGUGAUGUAUGCCACUUGAAAAAACUCUUUGUUUGUUUUUUUUUUUUUUUCCUAUAUAUAAACAUAAAUAGGUAAUGAGCACUUUCUACUUGAGCAAUAAAAAGACCCAAUGUAUUACUCCCUGUGUCCAGUGAAGUGGCAUAAAAAUCACAUGGCUGGUAGCAAAUGAGAGUGUGAACACCAUGAGUCAACACGCAACUGUGUAGGAAAAGAGUGUAAGUAGCAGUGAGAGCUGAAGGAAUGCACCUUCAAGCUUGAAGGAAUAUCUAUCUGGAGGCACGUCAGUUAAUUUCUUACAUAUCAAAUUCAUCAUCGUGACUUCUUGCGCGCCAGAUCAGAAAAGUAAUCAGGAACCUGGCCCUUCGUGGAGCAUGGGAAAGCCCUUCCAGUCAGAGCACAAUGAACCAUGAGUGUAAUCUGCAUUGAGUCAACUGUCUCAGAUCAGAGAGCUGCAAGCUGAGUCCUGGCAAAAGCCACAGCCUUAAAUUCCACUUGGUGGGAAAGAAGAAUAAAGAGGACUAAACAUUUGCCCCAUUUCAGAAACUGCUCUCCAAGCCUGACAACUGAGUUCUGUGCUGAGCAACCAGAGUAACUGAUGAUGAGUUUUUCAUGGGUCAAGCCAGCGUCCAAAAAUAUUUCAAUAUGUAGCCAAAAGGAGAAACGAAGCACUUAGGUGAUCCAGGAUAUGAAUGCAUUUACUGCAACAGAGGAAUGUUACUGUCUACAGGGAAAGAAGAUCUCUGUCAUCCCUUGUACAUAUUCAAAGCCAUACAGGAACAGGGCAUCAGUGAUGUUAAAUUGCUCAAAAGGAUUCUGUCUCCUGUCCUCCACCCAACUUUGAAGAAGUUCAGCUGUUAGAGAUUGCAUCUCAAUGCACUUCUAGUAUUUGCACUGUCACUUCCAUUCAGGGUAAUGAUGUGUGCCACUGUUUGCACAGACAGCCCCAGGAGAUUUUUGACCACAACAAGCUAUAUUUUGAUGGGGCUCCAAAAGGAAUAUAAAAGUUAGGACUGAAGAAAAACAUUUGUGUGCUCUUUCACUAUGGGGAUCUCUUCACUGAAAGGACUAUGGUCCUUUCUUAGGUUUAAAUAAAUACAUACAUAUACAUACAUAUAUAUAUAUGUAUAUAUAUGAAAAAGCAUCAACAUUAUAAGGUGUGUUUAAAAAGGGGAUAUAAUCUUUUUUAAUACCAUCCAUUUUUUAUCAUGUUAGCAGACAAGGAAUUUAAUCUAUUGAAGUAUACAGCCACACUGUUCCUGUUGAACACUGACAUUAUAGUCCCAGUUACUGUUAAAGAAAAUAAGUCAUUUGUAAUAUGUAUUUGACAUAUUUUUUUUUCUAGCCAUUUGUCUAUACUUCAUGGAGAAAUCUAACAGACAAGCAGCAUUCUCAGUUUAUUUUUCUAAAUAAAUGUCGUUUAUAUUAUUUGCAGUCACUUAUUUUGGCUGAUUUUCAUCAUCUCCAAAAAUGAUUUAAAGACAGAACCAAAACACAGAAAUCAUUCGUUCACGUUAACCUGUAAUGAUUUGCUGAUCAAAAGCUUUAAUAUAAAUAUUGUAAUUUGUAAAACGAUGAAGUAUAUUUAUACCGGCAAAUAUAUAUGGUAAACAAGAGGAGGUAUUUUAACUCUUAAUUUCAGAACAUAGUUUAUUUUAAUAUCCACACAAAGAAAUCUAAAUAUAUAAUGGGAUAAUUUUUUUAUUAUCAGUAAAUUUUAGCAAGUAAAAUUUGGAUGUUUAAAUGAAAGGAAUGUAGUCUAAUAAUAGUAGUUUCCCAAAUUACACAGAAAUCUUUUCUCAGCUGCCUCAUUUUAUUCAAAAACUAUUUUUGUUUUUGAUUAUUUUUUGUUGUUGUUGUUCAUUUGUAUGCUUUAGUAUACUGAAAAGGCCAUGAAGAUGAUACCAUUUGAUCACAAAAAAAUUGAAAACUUAUUGGAUAAGAGGUUGUUCCUUAGAACAAUCUACAGUUUAAAGUUAAGAAUAGUUAUUUUUAUUCAGCUACUGCAGUCAUUUGUUAUCAAGUUAUUGAAAAUUUCAAUGCUGGCACUCUUUUGAAUAAAAAUGUUUUCCUUUUUUCUUAGUCCAUUAGCCUGUGUGUAAUUUUAAGAGAAAAGUAAAACAUAUGAUUCCCCAUUCCCUUAAAGCAUUCAUCUUAAACCCAGUCAUGUGUAUCUGAUUUAUAAAGCUGAAGAGUUUUUUUUGUUUGUUUUUGUUUGUUUGUUUUUAAUUAUUUAUUUAUUAUUAUUAUUAUUUUUUAUUCCAUUGCUCUUUGGAACCCAUUAAGUGCUCACUAAGAGAAAAAUGUUUUUUCAAAAACAACAACAACAAAUGGAAAAUCCAAGCCAUUUUUCACCUGUGGGUUAACCUUGUUGUAGGCAGAUGUUUUAAAAAUGCAUUGCUCUGCUCUAGUGUACAAACAAGUGUAUGCGUGUGUUUGUGUGUGUGCACGCAUGUGCAUCCCUACCCGCUGAUGAAUGCCAGCUCUGCUGAAGUAAGUGCCGCAAGUCCUGUUACUGUAGGAGAUGCUCAUGUUGUAUAUUCUGGAAAAAGACUUGAGUGCUGUCUUUGCUUGUGAUUCUGAAGCCAUAAAUAGAUUUACAUUUUUUUUUGGUGAAAUAAUCACAUGAAUUAAAUAAGAGAAUAAUAGUCUCCCUUAUUUGGCAAAAAUCGGGAUCAUGUCAUGGUUUGACUCUUUUCAAGGAAAGCUAGAGGUCAAUUUCUACUGGUGCAGUUGAUAAAUGAAACCUUUGUAUCUGCUAAAGAACGAUUUUUUUUUUUUUUUUUUUCCCCCACACAUAUUUUGUCUUAUGGUUUGCUUAAAGACUUUUAAAUAUGACUUUCUUUCUCAUUAGAGUCAUAUAUUUGGACACACUGCUUGCAUGGGUUUGGUUAUGUAUACUCUUUGGAUAGCCUGUGUUAUAAAACUGGGGAUCUUUCUCCUUCAGACUAAUAUUCAGAGUUGUUUAAUGAAGGGAUAUUAUCAAAAUAGUAAGAAAAUUUCAGAAUGAUAAUUUGAGCACUUUCAUUAUCAUCUAAUAAUUUUUUUGGAAAAUCUCUUUUAUUUUAUUUUAUUUUAUUGUGAACAGAAUGCGUUCAUCUAUAUUUGAAAAUAGCCCAAUAAAAGUCUCAUGAAAUAAUU